GGCAUGAUAGGCCGUGGCGACGAUGCAAACGAGAUUGAAGCGUACGAGGACGAAGUUCCCGGAGACGACGAAACCGUCGCAUCGGAAAAAAGCGCUAAGAAUAUCGGCGCUUUCCUUCGCGAAUUGUUUUCGAGGCGGCUGCCGGACGAAUGCGUUAAAUUCUCCUUCCUGUUGCUCAAUGGCAUGGCCCUCCUCGUAGGUAUAACCGCUAUCGUGACAUCCGCAUGGAUGCUAGCCGAUGGAGAUUUUACGUCCAGAUUAAACGGCCAGCGGCUUGCCAUGACGAUCUUGCUAAUUUUAGGAGUAUUUGUAUCCCUCGUGGCUUUUACGGGAAUUGUAGGAGUCGUGGCGAGAAGAAGGCACUUCAUGAUUUUCUACUUGAUUUGCCAAUCGAUCGCUCUUUGUGCGAUAUUCGUAUGCGUGACGAUGAGCUUUUCGUUUUUCGACAAAAUUGCGAGAAAAAUUCGAGACGACAUGAUCAAUUCGGUGGCAAACUAUCAGUCUCUGAAUUGGGCCACGGAAGCGUGGGAUAAUACUCAGAGAUAUCUAAAAUGCUGCGGAAUUAAAUCUUCCAACGAUUGGUGGGAUUAUCAAAUGGACAUUCCACGAAGCUGUUGCGCUGUAUCGGUUGUCGAGUGUUUGUACAUGACCGAGAACGUGGCUUAUAAAAAUGGAUGUUUAAAAGGGGCACUACUGCUGUUAAAAUCGUACGUCCACGCCGCCUCGGUUUCCAUGCUGAUCGUGUUUCCGUUUCUGUUAGGAAGCGUGUUGUUGGCGCUCGGUUUACUCAGAAGAGCACUCGGGGCGAGUCAUUCGUCGGGGGAUCAGGUGACCCAAAGACGUCAGGGAUGAACGAUGAGUCAGAAGUGAAUGACAAGUCCGAUGAGGAACGUUUUCCCGUUAUUUUAUUAUCAUAUAUAGAUCAUAUAUUUUCUGAAAACACUUAAUAUAUUGUACUUAAGAUAAUAAUAUCGUAAGUUUAUUGGACAUGCUGGUUGGGUCGUAACGCUGUCUGCCGCGCUGCAGAGUGAUUUACGUGGGGAUUCCGUUGAAGUUAACUCGCUUCCGGCGCUUUUCUACGAUGAUCAUCGAAUCUGGGACGCGCUCUCGAUACGCGGGAGGCAGGGGCACACGGUGAAGGGGACGAAAAAAUACAUUUAUAAAAAUUACUCGUGAUCAUCGUAACGGAUCCUCGUUCACGGAAGGGUUCGAACGAGGCUUAACCGGAUAGUGCGGAGACAAGUUCCUCCUCUUCCCUUUCCUCUUUUCUUUCCCUACGGUGAAACGGAACGUCUUAACGCACGAAAUUGAUCGCCCUGUUCGACGCGACACACACGAAAUAUUGACAUAGUGAUAAUUUAACGCGCAUUUGUCUUUCUCUCUCAAUUUAUCAUCUCUGAAUUACCGCUAACAGUUGUGGCAGUGGUACGCCGCCGUGUGUGCGUGCGUGUUGCGUUCGCGUGUGCGUGUAUGUAAAAUUGUAUGCACUUGUAUGUGCUUGUAGAUCGUGUGCGCAGUGUAUACUCCGUGUAUAUCCGUGUACGAUGUCCAAUACGUGGAUAUAGUUGCCGUUUGGGGGUGGGACAGGGCUGGGCGCAGUUUCCAGGCAGGUUCCAUCCAAUUACAGAUAUAUUAUAUCAUAGCAAACAUCGUGACUAUUUACAAUAAAUACAGUCGAUUAGAUUAUAUAAAUAAAAUAUAUAUAUAAUAUCGUAUCGUUAGGUUUAGGUUUACAGCAACACGUGACAGUAAACAAUUAGAUCAGCGGCAAAGUAGCGUAAUCUAUCUAGGGUAGUGGUCGUAGUAGCUUUAGCGUGGCUGACUCUUCUGCCUCUCUUUUCGCUUACUCGCUUGUUCCUUCAUCCUUCUCAUAUUCACGCCGUAUCUUUCUCUUCCUUUCGCUCACACAUUCAUGCACGCACGCAUACAUCCACGAUCUCUUUCUCUCUCUUUCUUUGUCUAUCGCUCUUACGUCUUCGACUUCCGUCACGCUUCCGGAAUUCCGAAUCUGCUGUUUUUUUGUUUGUUUUUUUUUAUUCGGGGUGGAAUCGUCCCCGAA
Messenger RNA from Ooceraea biroi (clonal raider ant), 2059 nucleotides. Its product is annotated as tetraspanin-9. Gene Ontology annotation, cellular component: membrane. The record is from RefSeq and is a predicted model, not a curated record. Lineage: Eukaryota; Metazoa; Arthropoda; Insecta; Hymenoptera; Formicidae.